Messenger RNA from Ixodes scapularis (black-legged tick), 941 nucleotides. Its product is annotated as zinc finger protein 54-like. NCBI's taxonomy places the organism in Eukaryota, Metazoa, Arthropoda, Arachnida, Ixodida, Ixodidae. The record is from RefSeq and is a predicted model, not a curated record. The transcript is spliced from 2 exons. Bases 34 to 585 code for a protein of 183 amino acids.
UUGCGCUUAUUGACAAGCUUCUGCUUCGCUGUUAUGGGUGCUAGUAAACCGUGCACGGUCUUUCCAGAGGAACCUAAGUGUUAUGUGUGCGACAAAGUAUUUACCUUUUGCCAUAACAUGCUUCAGCACCUAAAAACGGUGCAUAAACUGAAGGGUCAGGGAACACGCCACAAUUGUUACCAGUGCAGCGACAGCUUCAGCGCUCCCUCUGAGCUGCUCCGGCAUGUCACCGAUAUCCACCACUUCCAGCUGGUUGUCGUCCAUCUGCGCUUUGAGUCCGAAGAUGCAUUCAGCACCUGGAAGCAAGAUGAAGAGGCCAAGUGGUGUUCAAAGUAUGUCUGCAAUACAGGUGCCAAGCCUCUUGUAGAUGGUAGCAUGCGGCAAUGCUUCGAGUGCCACCGCUCGGGAAAAAUGAAAGCCAGUAGAGGAAAAGGCGAGCGAAUGAUGAAAAGCCAAGGAAGCUGCAAGAGUGGAAAGAAGUGCUUUGCAACCAUGACUGUGACAACGCAAGGGAAAGCCAAGGAGGUCAUUUACCAGAAGCAGCACUGCAGGCAUGGACAUUGGACACCUAAUGCUGACAGAUAAUGAAAGGGCAGAAAUUGCUGGUAAGGUUUCUAAUAUUCGAUUCAGGUGGAGCUGCACCAAAUUAAACUAUGGUUUGGUAGCUCUAAUUUAAGUUGUAAACAAAUAAAAAAAAAAUAUAAAAGCAAAGUAUGCUCAGUUAAUUUUUUUAAAAUUCGGUUUUGACCGAAAUUGUCAGUUUUAAGACAGCGAGGUAUGGCUAGCAAGGUAGUAGGUUGCUAGGGUGAAUUCAUUAUUGUCUAAGCCCACAAAAUUUGCAUACUGAGUGCUAAGCUUAUCUUUGGGAUUGCCCUUUAUUGUGUUGGCAGAGUGUUCCAGCAAUCAAAAGCUUUUCUGAUUAAAUUAAUGUCUGGGCUGGU